GUUUACGGCCAUCCACCAACAUGGCGGCAGCGGUGGAUUCUCCGGAGAGCAGAGACAGUUCGGCACCGGGAGCGGAGGGAGGUUCGAGUCCGGGUCCGGUUCCAGACUCCCCUGUGUGUCUCAUCGUGCUGGGCAUGGCGGGGUCGGGAAAGACCACCUUUGUCCAGAGACUGACGGCUCACCUCCACGCCCAGAACUCGCCUCCUUACGUCAUCAACCUGGACCCGGCCGUGCACGAGGUUCCGUUUCCGGCCAACAUCGACAUCCGGGACACGGUGAACUACAAGGAGGUGAUGAAGCAGUACGGACUGGGCCCCAACGGCGGCAUCGUCACUGCGCUCAACCUGUUUGCCACGCGCUUCGACCAGGUGAUGCAGUUCAUCGAAAAGAAACGUCAGAACCACCGGUUCGUCCUGAUCGACACACCGGGUCAGAUCGAAGUCUUCACCUGGUCGGCGUCAGGAACCAUCAUCACAGAGGCUCUGGCGUCUUCGUUUCCCUGCGUGGUCGUCUACGUGAUGGACACGUCCCGCAGCGUCCACCCCGUCACCUUCAUGUCCAACAUGCUGUACGCCUGCAGCAUCCUCUAUAAGACCAAGCUGCCCUUCAUCGUGGCCAUGAACAAGACGGACAUCAUCGAGCACAGCUUCGCCGUGGAGUGGAUGCAUGACUUCGAGGCCUUCCAGGACGCUCUGAACCAGGAGACGUCCUACGUCAGCAACCUGACCCGGUCCAUGAGCCUGGUUCUGGACGAGUUCUACGCCAGUCUGAGGGUGGUGGGCGUUUCCGCGGUGACGGGAAAUGGGCUGGACCAGCUAUUCACUCAGGUGGAGGAGGCAGCCAAGGAGUACCACAGGGACUACCGGCCGGAGUACGAGCGUCUGCGGCAGCAGCUGGUGGAAGCGCAGAGCAGGAAGCAGCAGGAGCAGCUGGAGCGCCUCAGGAAGGACCUGGGGGCGGUGGACAUGUCUCCUGCCGCGUCCGCAGAGGAAGCCGAUGUCGCCGGGCCCAGCGACCUCAUCAUGACCCGCGGUAACCGUGACAACAGCGAGGAAGAGGCAGACGACAUGGACGACAUCGACUACUCCGCCACUGAGGAGAGCAAAGAGAGCGACGCCUUCGGGAACUUCCUCAAGGAGAGGAAGGAAGUGGUUCAGGUGCGGAACAGGAAGUGUGCCGCACCCGACGCGCCCUGACCGAUGACAUGGACGGAUUUGGAGCAGCUGAUUGGCUGCUUCAUCACUGAGAGGAAAACAAAAGUUUUAUUUUUAUACCAACUUUGUGAAGGAACUUAAAUAAAGCUCAGAGCUGCAGCCUGUGUCCAA
Molecule: messenger RNA, 1325 nt
Organism: Xiphophorus maculatus (southern platyfish)
Lineage: Eukaryota; Metazoa; Chordata; Actinopteri; Cyprinodontiformes; Poeciliidae
Gene: gpn1
Product: GPN-loop GTPase 1
Exons: 13
Coding region: 21-1196 (391 amino acids)
Molecular function (GO): GTPase activity; ATP hydrolysis activity
Source: RefSeq, a predicted model, not a curated record